Molecule: messenger RNA, 3510 nt
Organism: Chlamydomonas reinhardtii
Lineage: Eukaryota; Viridiplantae; Chlorophyta; Chlorophyceae; Chlamydomonadales; Chlamydomonadaceae
Exons: 14
Coding region: 64-2253 (729 amino acids)
Molecular function (GO): GTPase activity
Source: RefSeq, a predicted model, not a curated record
GAAACCGACCAGGAAACUCGGCAUUUGACCACUAGCGUCACACCAGAAGGCAGUAUAGAAACAAUGGCGGCGCCUGAACAAACGCAAAAAACCAAGAGUGAUGAACUGCUGGAGGGCCAGCGCAAGAUUGAGAGGUUGCUGGCGCGGGCGCGCAGCCUCGUUGCAACAUGCGGCGAGCCUGGCGACGCACACAUUGCCGUAGCCGGGGGGCUACUUGACGCCAGGAGCCGCGACGACGAGGUCACAGUGGCAGUGGUUGGCCUCAUGAAGUGCGGCAAGUCAUCGCUGCUCAACGCCUUGUGUGGCACCAACCUGAUGCCCAUGGACAUCCCCGCUUCGACCGCGUGCGUGGUACGCAUCGUUCACGAGGCGAGCGCGGUGGUCCCUAGCAUGGUGGAGACCACUGCAGACGGUGCCAUCCUCUUGGCUAUCACUGGUGAGGCGGCCAUUCACAACAGGCUAAAGGAGCUGAACGCCGCUGGCCGCGCAAACGAGCACGCUGGCGGCACCACUGUGGAAAUCCGCGUCCGGCUUCCGGCCCUGGAGCACUGGCGCAGCGACGCCCCCUACCGCCUGGUCCUGCUGGACACGCCGGGCCCCAACGAGGCGGGAGCAAGGCAUCUGGGGCUCCAGGUGGACCGGGUUCUCGAGAACGCUGACUGCAUCCUGUACCUGCUGGACUUCACCAAGAUGGGGACGUCAGACGAGAAGGUGCUGCUGGAUCAGCUGAAGUCGCUCAACCCAGCCCUGCUUCAGAGCAUCAGCAGCCGCCUGUUCUUCGUGGUCAACAAGAUCGACGUGCAAGCGCCGGGCGCCCUGCAGCCGCCUGAUACGCCCAAGUAUGUUGCGGACUAUGUCAAGCGGCAGCUGGACACGGUCAUCGACAGCAGCCAGGUCCUGCUGGUUUCAGCAGCGCACGCGCGCCUAUCACGGCUGGUCAGGGAGAACCGCGCCAGUCAGCUGGACAUGCGGCACUUCAAACAGAUCGUGUACGGCAUGCGCGGCAUGGACAAGGAGUACAGUGCGCAAGAGCUGUUCACCGCGAGCGUGGAGCUGGAGACGUCGUGCGACAUCAAGCUGCUGGAGGAGAUCGUGCUGGGCUACCUCGCCGAGCACGGGGGCUACGUCAAGCUGCAAGCCAAGGCCAGUGAAUUGCCCAAGAGGUUACAGCAGCUGCACAACUUCCUGGCGCUGUACGAGGCCGGCCUGCGGAAGGACGAGGCGGAGAUGAAGGCAGAGGCCGCCAAGCUCGCGGAACAGCUGUCAACUGUCAAGACGGAGGCGCAGGCCACCAUGGGCACAUCACAGAUCCUGACGGAGCCGCUGGAGGCGAAGAUCAGGGCAAUGUUUGAGGAGAAGCGGCUUUCCUUGGUCAACCAGUUGUGCCGCGUGGUGGACGGCGGAAAGGACCAAGAGACCAGCAGCGGUCACCGAGGCGUGUGGGAGACUGUGCGCAAGAAGUAUCCCUCCCUGUCCAGCCAGCAGGACAAGGAGGAAUUGCGCGACCAGCUGGAGGAACUGGAGGCGUACGUGGUGCAGGCGCUGGAGGCCGAGCUCCGCACCUGGGCACAGACCCUUGUGCACACGGUCGAAAGUGAGCAUGGCCGGCUCGUGUCGAACGUGGACGCAGAGAUCGAGAAGUUCAGCAGGCGUGUUGAGGAGGUGGUGGGCAAGGCUCUUAAUGUGACACUGCAGAAGGCGGACCUGAACCUGCCGCGCACGUUGCGGAUCGACUUCGACUCCAAUGUUGACUCUUUCAUGGGCAGCGGCAUACGGAGCGCGACCCAGCAGAUGCAGGAGGUCAUCCAAAAGACCAUUGACUACUACGUCUGGGUUUCAGGCCCUUUCAACUGGGGCGGCCGCUGGGAGAAGCAGACGGCACAGCGGGAGGAGGUGAAGGUUUGGGAAGUCAAGCGCUUUGAGCCAAACGCUGACAGCGUGAAAGCGUACUUCACAGAAUGCAUCAACCACACGCUGCGGCGCAACGAGGAGGCCUUCGACAAGGCGAUUGGACUGGCUGCUGCUGAGUACAUCGGUCAAGCGAUCCAGGCGGUUGACGGCUACACCAACAGGUUCCUGGUUGCAACCAUUUCGGCCACUCGCGCAAUUGAGAAGGGCGUGGAGAAGCGGCGAGAGCUGGCUCAGCGGGUGAAGGAUGUGCUGACCAGCCUGGCGGAGCUAGAGGGCGAGGCUGGAGAGCUGGAGCAGGAAACGUGGGCACUGGCCCCAAAUGCGGGUGGCGUUGCACAGUGAUGAAGCCCAGGUGGAGCAGCGUGCGUGACGCGUGGUGUUGCAUCACUGCGCGGCGGCUCCCACAAGCAGGCCUCGGGCACAGGGUCUCAGCUCUGAUGUCGUUGGGCCGUUGCAGAUGUGUGUUGUAAUGGUGCUCGAAACACUGUUUGAUUCCGAAGUUCACUGGGCGCACGGCUUGCGCUUUGCAUCAACACUUUGCCAUCCAUGUGCAUGGUGUGCAUGGUGAAGCUGGCAAGCUUGCAUACGUUUGUGUUGUUUGUGUGCUGUACAUCUGCUGUCUGUCUGCUUGAAAUGUCAAACCGCAGGAAGAGAUGUGUACGGUAGUUCUGCAAUGCAUGCCAGGCGCGUUAUCGAGGAUGCUUUAAGGCUAACAAUGCGCGCAUGAACCCAGGCGCUAUCUGCAAAAUGCAUAUGAAGUUAGUAGUCAAGCUUGCCUGUGCAAGCCUCUGUGUACGGCUACACUAAGGUAGAGAGAUACAAAGGUACGGAGAUGAGCAAUACGAUUCAUGAACGAGUUGCGGUCGAGCAAGGGCAUGCACGAAGUCGUGGCGCAGGAGUCGGAGCCCGCCAGGUUGGCUGCGCUGCUAGACGCCAUGCGGUAACAUAGGAGCAGGCAUGUCCCCCUAAGGGCGAUCAAGACAGUUGAUUUCAACAGCGCUUAGUCCAUACGUCGUGUGAAGCAGGUCGUACAUCAUUCUAACACUCGUGUAAGCUUCACAUGACAAGAUGCCGUAUAUCCUCUACUCGUGUGUUGCAGAGGGGGCAGAGCCUGUCAUCUCUUGGUGAAUGGUGAUUUCUGUUCGCAGGAGAAAGGGAUAACACAGGGAUGUAACGCUUGAGGGGGAUGAUUGCAUGGCGACUCGAAACCAAGUCCAGCGCGUCCUAGUGCACACGCACCGUGUUUGGCAGACGUGGCCGUGAGGGGUCGUGCGUGACCGCGUCGGUUAGUUCUGGAUCGCAUACAGGUAAUGUCGCGGGCUCACAGUUUGGUAUGUUGGUGCAUGAAUACGCUGCGCCCGCAAGCGGCGCAUGUGUUCUGGUGACUGGUGGUGUGGGUCCCGAGUCAAGAUGCGGCCGGAGCGACAUUGUGAUCUAGGAUAAGCAAGAUGCGGCCGGGGCGACAGGAGGUCUGGCUGCAGGCAGCGCUGAGCAGGGUGUGGGCUUGGGAAUGAGGCGAGGCACUCAACAGGCGCCGGCUGAGAAUGCCAUCGUGGUAACGCAUGUUGUUUUGCAGUGCAUAUGUAACACUUAUCUGCA